Messenger RNA from Trichoderma citrinoviride, 1671 nucleotides. Its product is annotated as hexose transporter. Gene Ontology annotation, cellular component: membrane. Gene Ontology annotation, biological process: transmembrane transport; carbohydrate transport. Bases 1 to 1671 code for a protein of 556 amino acids. Gene Ontology annotation, molecular function: carbohydrate:proton symporter activity. NCBI's taxonomy places the organism in Eukaryota, Fungi, Ascomycota, Sordariomycetes, Hypocreales, Hypocreaceae. The transcript has 5 exons. The record is from RefSeq and is a predicted model, not a curated record.
AUGGCGGGCUCAUCGAGCUCCAUCCACGGCCUGACCGGCAAGGCCUUGCUCAUAUUUGUUUCGUUGGGAGUCUUCCUCUUCGGAUAUGAUCAAGGCGUCAUGUCGGGCAUCAUCACCGGCCCGUAUUUCAUCGACUACUUCAACCACCCGUCGAAAGCCGAGGUCGGGACUAUGGUCGCCAUCCUCGAAAUCGGAGCCUUCAUCUCGUCUCUCGUUGUUGGCCGCGUCGGUGACAUCAUCGGCCGUCGACGUACAAUCUUGUACGGUUCCUGCAUCUUCUUCGUGGGAGGAGCAUUGCAGACGCUGGCAACGUCAAUGGCAAUGAUGAUGCUGGGACGAAUCAUUGCCGGCAUUGGCGUCGGCAUGCUUUCCACCAUUGUGCCUGUCUAUCAAUCCGAAAUCUCCCCGCCUCACAACCGUGGCAAGCUUGCCUGUAUCGAGUUUUCCGGCAACAUCAUCGGCUACACGACGUCCGUCUGGGUCGACUAUGGCUGCGGAUACAUUGAGAGUAACCUCUCGUGGCGCAUUCCGCUCAUGAUGCAGUGUAUCAUGGGCGCCCUUUUGGGACUGGGAAGCUUGAUCAUUGUGGAGUCGCCCAGAUGGCUCCUGGACAAUGACCACGAUGAGGAGGGCAUGGUCGUCAUCGCGAACCUUUACGGUGGCGGUGAUAUUCACAACGCCAAGGCCCGCGAUGAGUACCGCGAGAUCAAGAUGAACGUCCUCCUGCAGCGCCAGGAGGGCGAGCGGUCGUACUCUGAAAUGUUCCGACGGUAUCGCACACGAGUCUUCAUCGCAAUGUCUGCCCAGGCCCUUGCGCAGCUCAACGGCAUCAACGUCAUCUCCUACUACGCCCCUUAUGUGUUCGAGUCUGCCGGCUGGGUUGGCCAUGACGCUGUCCUCAUGACUGGUUUGAACGGCAUCACGUAUUUCCUCUCCACCAUCCCGCCGUGGUAUCUCGUUGAUCGAUGGGGCCGACGAAUGAUUCUCCUCACCGGAGCUAUAUUCAUGGCCAUCUCCCUGUCUCUCAUCUCAUACUUCCUCUAUCUUGACGUCAAGUGGACGCCUAGGAUGGUGGUUCUGUUCGUCAUGAUAUACAAUGCUGCCUUUGGUUACUCAUGGGGACCCAUUCCCUGGCUCUACCCUCCCGAAAUCCUGCCUCUCAGCAUUCGAUCCAAGGGUGCCAGUUUGUCGACAGCGACGAAUUGGGCUUUCAACUGGCUCGUGGGUGAAAUGACACCGAUUCUGCAGGAGUGGAUCAAAUGGCGCCUGUAUCUCGUCCACGCCUUCUUCUGCGUUGCCAGUUUCGUCAUUGUUUACUUCAUUUACCCAGAGACAUGCGGAGUUCGCCUCGAGGACAUGGACUCCAUCUUUGGUGAUGCCAGCACGGUAGCGACACCCUCCAUCCAUGCCGAAACCGGGUCUCUCAUCCGGGGUGGAUCGCCCAUUGGAUCCGGGCGUACGCCGUUCCGGUCAACGACGCCCAUUCCCAGCCUUACUCUUGACCCGCCUGAUAUCAAUGAUGGCAAGGCUGCCCAGGGUGGUGGUGACGACCGAAGCAUCAGCGGAUGGCUAUCUAGGGUCGUUAACCGUGGCGGCUCGGGCAGUCCAAGCAGUGGGCAAGGGCGGUACACCCCUCUCGGUCAGCAAGAAGACGAGGGCCGGGACAACUGA